Molecule: messenger RNA, 312 nt
Organism: Parnassius mnemosyne (clouded apollo)
Lineage: Eukaryota; Metazoa; Arthropoda; Insecta; Lepidoptera; Papilionidae
Source: the annotation of a GenBank genome assembly
AUGACAGGUCGUGGUAAAGGAGGAAAAGGUCUUGGGAAAGGUGGUGCAAAACGCCACCGAAAAGUCCUUAGAGACAACAUCCAAGGUAUAACAAAACCUGCGAUUAGAAGACUGGCUAGACGUGGAGGAGUUAAAAGAAUUUCCGGCCUUAUAUAUGAAGAAACCAGGGGCGUUUUGAAAAUCUUCCUCGAAAACGUCAUUCGCGACGCUGUAACGUACACGGAGCACGCGAAAAGAAAAACGGUAACGGCUAUGGACGUUGUCUACGCGUUAAAACGGCAAGGCAGAACGUUAUACGGUUUUGGAGGUUAA